Messenger RNA from Salvelinus namaycush (lake trout), 807 nucleotides. It is a transcript of the gene fgfbp2a, whose product is annotated as fibroblast growth factor binding protein 2a. Gene Ontology annotation, molecular function: growth factor binding. The record is from RefSeq and is a predicted model, not a curated record. The coding region runs from base 1 to 807 and encodes 268 amino acids. The transcript has 3 exons. NCBI's taxonomy places the organism in Eukaryota, Metazoa, Chordata, Actinopteri, Salmoniformes, Salmonidae. Gene Ontology annotation, biological process: cell-cell signaling.
AUGUGGACUCGGGCUAGUGCACUGCUGCUCCUCGCCUGCUGCCUCUGGGCAGCAAUGAGUGUCUGGGAGGACCCCAUCCAGUUCAACAACAAAGCAAAGGACUUGUGCACCAUGAGCGUCACCGGCCAGGGAGAUGUCACCAGGCUGAGGAUAUCCUGCCAGGGUGCAGAGAGAACCUACUGGUGCGAGUACACGGGCAAGCCCCAGAUGUGCCGUGCCUACAACAACAACCCUCGCCAUUAUUUCACCCAGAUCAUGUGGGACCUGAGGAAACUCCAGAACGCCUGCCAGGCACCCAAGGCUAUCAAGCCUCAGAUGUGCAAGAGGGCACCGGAAGACGCCCAGAUGUUCUUCUCCGCUUCCUCCACGCCAGAGGCAGCAUCAGCAGCCACCCCCCAAAAGCCGGAGAAAACCCAAGAGUCAACCCAGGCGAAACCAGAGACCCCCAAGACACCGAUCGUCAAGCAGGCUAAGCCAGCCGCAACCAAGCCUGAGCAGCCAAGACCUGAGCCAGCAAAACCAGAAGCAAGACCAGCACCUACAAAGCCAGUGCAAUCCAGACCUGUGCAGGCAAAACCAGAGCAGGCAAGACCAGCAGCUGCAAAACCAGCAGGAGCAAAACCCACAGGAGCAAAACCAGCAGUGAACAAGACAGCAGUACUGAAAAAGCUUCUGACACCCAAACCAACCACUCCAAAACCAACCAAGCCCACUGUCAAGAGCAAUGCCAAAAAGAUUGCACAAGAGUAUUGUUGGCAGUCACUUCAAGGCAUCUGUUCCUAUGUCAUUGGUUGGUUUCAGAACUAA